Chenopodium quinoa (quinoa) is the source of this 1998-nucleotide messenger RNA. RefSeq lists its product as uncharacterized. NCBI's taxonomy places the organism in Eukaryota, Viridiplantae, Streptophyta, Magnoliopsida, Caryophyllales, Amaranthaceae. The coding region runs from base 1 to 1998 and encodes 665 amino acids. The record is from RefSeq and is a predicted model, not a curated record. The transcript is spliced from 8 exons.
AUGCCUACUCUCCCCCUUGAUGUUAUUACAGUUGCUGAACAAUUCAUUCAUACAAUUGUCACUACUAAGGAUUUACAUUAUCAGGUUGCUUGCACCUUUGUUUAUGGUCUUCAUUCUAUUCAGCAUAGGUCUGCUAUGUGGGCUGGAAUCAAGGCCUUGGGUAAUAUUCAGUUACCCUGGAUUUGUAUUGGAGACUAUAAUUAUAUCCUCUCUUCUGAUGAUAGAUUUAAUGGGAAUCCAGUUACUGAUUAUGAAGUUAAGGAUUUCAAGGAUUUUGUGCAUGACUUGGAGCUUGUUGAAAUCAAGAGUAAAGGCUCCUUCUACUCUUGGAAUAUUAAGGGUCAUGGUAUGAAUGGGUCUGCUUCUCGAAUUGAUAGAGGGUUGAUUAAUGAGGCUUGGGUGUUGGCUUAUGGUCAAACUGAAGUAGUUUACCUCCCUCCUUCUCUCUCGAAUCACUGUCCUGUUCUAGUUGAUGUUGCUCAUUCAGUUGCUGGAAAAGGAAAACCUUUUAGAUUUCUGAAUUGUCUUGCCUCUCAUCAAGAUUUCCUUGAAAUUGUGUCCUCUCACUGGGAUGUUUCUAUUUCUGGGAAUGCUAUGUUAUUUGAAGAAGCUAGGUUCUCUUUAGCUGAGGUUCAAUCUCAUUUAGCAGAGGAUAUUACUAAUGUUUCUCUCCAAACUCAGGAAGCUAAGAGAAUUGAAGAAGUGAAGUAUUGGAUAAAUACUUAUGAGAGUAUUCUAAAGCAGAAAUCAAGAGUAGAUUGGAUCAAGCUUGGGGACUCUAAUUCUCAUUAUUUCUUUUCUGUUCUUAACCAAAGAAAGAAUAGGAAUAGAAUUGACUCCAUUUACAUUAAUGAUGAUAUUAUUCUUAAGGAUCCUGCUAUGGUGCAAGCUGAGAUUAUUGGUUUUUACAAGAAGUUGCUAGGUUCUGCUGCUAGCACUUUGCCAGCUGUUGAUAUUGUUGUGGUUAGGGUUGGGAAACAACUUUCUUCUGAGGAUAUUGCAAUUCUCUCUGCUCCUAUUUCUCACUCUGAUAUUGAUCAUGCUUUGGCUAGUAUUGGGGAUGAUAAAGCUCCUGGUAUAGAUGGGUUCAAUACUGUGUUUUUCAAGAAAACUUGGAAUCAUGUGAAAACUGAUGUUUACAAAGCUGUUUUGGAUUUCUUUUUGACACUGGUCAUUACUGCAAGGUUAGCAAAAUUUGUUGGGUCAGUUGUAAAUGAUGCUCAAGCCGGGUUUAUCCCUGGGAAACACAUUGGUGGCAACCUAAUGCUUGCAACAGAAUUAGUUAAGGGUAAUUCUCACAAAUAUGUUACUCCAAGGUGUCUACAGGACAUGACUAAGGAUCCGUAUUUUAACUUUCAUCCUAGGUGUGAAAAACUUGGGAUUACUCUUUUAAUGUUUGCAGAUGAUCUUCUCUUGUUUGCAAGAGCUGAUUUGGAUUCUGUUAAGUUGCUUUUCAUGGCUUUUCAGAAAUUUUCUAUGGCUUCAGGCUUAUUUGCAAAUCUGGAUAAAAAAGAUGCCUAUUUUGGAGGUAUAUUAGAUCAAGAGAGAUGUGAGCUUCAGCAGGUCCUUGGGAUGGCUAAUGGUACUCUUCCCUUUAGAUUUCAAUUAUAUAAGAGUGUCCUCUUUGGCAUUCAAGCUUUUUGGGCUCAGAUCUUUGUGUUGCCAAAGAAAAUUAUCAGAGAAAUGGAGCCAGAUUCAGAUGUUUCCUUUGGUCUGGGAAAAAAUUUGUGGACUGCUCCUAUUCCUAAAAAGGCAUCUUGGAUUUUGAAAAAGAUCCUUGCUUCUAGAGAUAUUGUGAACAACAUGGGUGGAUGGUCAAAUGUUACUGUAAAAUGGCUUGUUACUAAAGACAGACUUCUGGCUCUUGGUUUCACUAGGUCUAUUCUUAGUUUUACUGAUGAACUGCAAUGGAUCAUAAAGUAUUGUAGGAAGAAUGAUGUCAGAAGUAAGCUUAUUGUGAUGUGCUUCUCUGAGACUGUCUAUAAUAUAUGGCUGUAG